AUGUCGUUCGCGAAGGGCUUCAUGACGGUCGUCUACAUUGUCGUGUGCCUCGUCGGCACUCCCGGCAACCUCUGGAUCGUCUAUAAACUGUUCCGCGCCAAGUGAGUACCGUAAUCGCCACCCCUACCGUAUGCACUUGUUUGCAGGCUUUGGAGCGGCGCGUCUGUGCAGCUGACCGUCUCGCAACGCUCCCGCAUCUACAUUUUCGCGCUCGCCUGCUCCGACAUGAUCCUUUUGCUCACGCUUCCCGCCUCGGCUAGCUACAAUUAUCAUGGCACGUGGAUUUUCGGAUCCGCCGCCUGCUACAUCAUCCGUUCCAUCGAAAUAUUCGCGAAACUCUUCUCCGUCGUCCUGCUCACCGUCAUGAGUUUGGAGCGCUACAUUAUUGUGUGCACCCGGUGAGCGCUUUGAGCUGAACACUUGGCAAAAGUGUGCAGAUUUGCGUGACGGUGUACGGCGCAGAACACGAGUCAACUAAAACGUAGAAAGGGGCGUGGCCGUGCGCGUGCACGGUUUUGACACCAUUUUGGCGCGAAAUUCGAGAAAUUUAACCCCAUUUUUCAUGUUUUUCCGUCAAAAUUUACCCGAAUUUUGUAAUUGCAUAAAUUUGUUAAUAAACUAAUCAUCGCGCGCACGUUUUGAGCUUAAAACGAGCAGGUUUCAUUCAGAAAUUCAAUCAAUUGAAUCGAUUUUCAAGUUUUGUGCUGAAAAUGCGCGAAUUUCAGUCAUUCGCCGAUACUUUUUGCAGUUUGAACGCUUAAAAUACUUGUAUUAACGUGCUUAAUCACUUCCGACACUCACUUCGGCCGGUACACGGUCUCCCGCGGCGCGAAUGAUUUCAAUGGGGCGCACUUGCAACAGGCGGGCUGUGUCGAUUUACGCGGCGGCCGAUUAAUUAAUUUUCAACGGGAGUUCGCGUUCUUUCCAUGUUUUCUGUACAAUACACCUAUUUUUUGUACGCCUGGAACCUGGCGUCGAAUAAUUAGAUCACUAGCUACGUUUUGGUAACAGAAAUCUUGCAUAUCGUUGAGAAUGAGCCGAGUUAUUUCGAUUUGAAGGUUUUGGCCUGAAUUUUGAUGUUUUUCGAAUAGUUUUCGAAAACUGCUCAAGAAAACUAACCGCCGGAACCUGAAUUUUGCGAAGAAAGAUUCAGCGAACAUUUUUAUCGUUCGUUGGGCUCAUAAAAUGCAAAAUGAGCUGAAAUAUAAAGGUUUGAAGUUUUGACGAAAUGAAAAACUCUAAAUUCGGUAAAGAACGGUUUCCAAUCAGUAAAAUAUUGUUUUCUAGACGUUUUUCAAGUGAAAAUGAAAGAAAUAAAUGUCGUAAACUCGAAUUGAACUACAUUUUUAGACCUGCAAAUUUUCAAAAGCUACAACGACACUCCGCAAUUUACGAGCGCACUGUGUUUAGCAUUAGCGCCCCCUGGGAGACCAUGCGGUAUGAAAAUUCCGAAAUUGCGAGCGUAUUGCAAAAUAUGCCAAAAAUGGGUCAAACGCGGCGUUUUCACGAAAAUUUCAAUGUUUUCUCUCUUUAAUGUCUCUUCUUUCGUCGAUAUCAAACACAAAAUUAUCGAAAAAGUGCUGGAAUUGCGGCAAUUUUUCAGAAAACGCGUCUCAGAUUAGGCCACGCCCCCUUUUCUAGACUUUUGGUCGCCGUGUAGCCGCCAAUUAAAAAAAAAUUUGAACAGAACGCUUUCAGACUGCGUCAAGUGUACCGUGCGUGGAUGUCGCUGGUGCCGCUGGCGGUGGGCACCGUGUUCGGCGUGCUCGUGCCGACAAUCUUCCAUUUCCUCUACCUCCAACACUUUGCCGUGCCGUUUCCCGACUCUGACGUCACGUGGGUCUGUCUGCCGUUGAUGUCGAACGACGUGUUCAACACGUUCGCCCAGUACACGUUCGUCGUCGGCUUCAUCAUUCCGUUCGCCAUAAUGACCGCCUGCUACAUCAUGCUCGUUCGUCACGUCAAGGCGAAAUACAAGAUUCGUCGCGCGCAGACGGCCACGUCGGCGAAGCCCGGAAAAGAGCCAAAGUAUAUGAGCGAGGUGCGGAAAAGUAUUUGGCGCAUCGCCGUCUUCCAUUUCGUCUGCUGGGCGCCAUUCUGGGGAUUCACAAUGCUGCCGAACUACAUCGAUCAGAUUGACAAGUUUUUGCACGGAGACGGCGAGGAGAGCUGCGAAGAGAGCAUUCUGCUCGUCUAUUGUCGCCUUGUCUCCAAUUGUUUGCCGUAUAUCAAUGCAGCAGGUAAUUUUGAGCGGAUAUCUCCGUCAUGGUUAGAGAUUUCAAAAAGUUGUCAACUGAGUUAUUGUUUAGAAUGAAAUUUUGUACAUUUUGUCUGUUGACAACUUUUUUAUAUCUCUGCGGACAGCUGAGAUAUAGCGUCUUGAAAAGACCCACCGUUAAGUGUAGUGAAAGUGUACUCUACUCUUGUACUGUUCAUUCAAGACUAUAUAUCUGAGCUGUGGGAAGAGGUAUCAAAAAUUUGUCAACUUAGAAGUUAUUAAUCUAAAAAUUAGGUACAUUUUAAUAGUUGAAAAGUUUUUGAUAUCUCUACCCACAGCUGAGAUACAUCGCUUCCAAUUUCUAGUAUUUUUGUGCUUCAAGUCCCUUAACUUUGCGACUCUAUAUCUCGAAAACCAAUAGUUAUCCAAAAUAAUGGUCAACUACAAAAUUGUUGCAAAUUUUAUGUUCUACAACUUGUUAGUUGAUCAUUUUAACGUAAAAUGUAUUGUUCUCAAGUUAUGACACGUUUUCUAAUCACCCCCAAUUUUCAGGCAACUGGGUGCUGUACGCUCUGCUGAAUGUGGACGUUCGUAAGCAUAUUUACAAUCAGCCGAAGAAGAAGCGUGGUUUCAGCCUCACCUUCAAACCGAUCAAUACUUCGUCGAAUUGCUAG
Molecule: messenger RNA, 2892 nt
Organism: Caenorhabditis sp. 36 PRJEB53466
Lineage: Eukaryota; Metazoa; Nematoda; Chromadorea; Rhabditida; Rhabditidae
Source: the annotation of a GenBank genome assembly